Messenger RNA from Acanthocheilonema viteae, 678 nucleotides. Lineage: Eukaryota; Metazoa; Nematoda; Chromadorea; Rhabditida; Onchocercidae. The record is from the annotation of a GenBank genome assembly.
AUGCGAUUGAAGUUUGGUUCAAGCCGUGAACGGCAUUCUUCUGCUGACACAACAUUCCAAUAUACACUUUUCGUUGGUAAAAGUGCCCUUGUGGGUCAGUUUUUGUGGGAAGAAUUUAUCAAACAGUACCGACCAACAGUGGAAGAAUUCAAUUGGAUCGAAUAUAAAAAUGAUGAUGGUGGUAAGACACUUCUACAGGUAGUCGAUUCUAGUGGCUCCCGCGAUUUUCUGGCUAUGAGACAUUUGUAUGCAAAAAUUGGUGACGCUUUUGUUGUUGUAUUUGCAGUGGAUGAUCCGAUAUCGUUGGAUGAAGCCAAAGAUAUCGUUAAAGAGGUUCAAGCACGAAAUAUCAAAAAAGCACCGAUAUUUUUUGUUGCCAAUAAAAUUGAUCUCUACGAAUGUGAGGAGCAAUGGAUAGCAAAAGAAUCGAGAAGCUAUGCGCUCGACAAUAAACUUCAUUUCUUUGCUCUUUCUGCUAUUAAUCUUCCUCAGGUAACUGAGAUAUUUCGGUGUGUAUUGAGUGAAAUUGGGAAUUUUCAUCCGGCAAGAAUGAAAAAGCGCCGUCAAUCGAUGCCAACCACUCGAGGAAGUAGCUACAGUGAUGUUGAAAUUAAAGCUAUUGAACUGCUAAGCAAAAAGCAUGCUAUGGAUAAAAAAAAAUUAUGUACAGUAUCAUGA